AUGGGUGAGAAAAGGCAAGGGUACCAUAUGUUGGCCCUCAGGGUGAAUGAACAAUUGGGCAUAAAGAAAAAGUAUUCUUUAGUGCACAAAGCUUUGAACCCCAGAAUACUAGUGGUGUUUUGGAUCAUGGCAAUGCUGUUUGUGAGCUCGCGCGUGUAUGAAAACAUGGAUGAGGAGCAGAAAGAGAAGAGAAAAGAAGUGCUUGUGAGCAUGUGUGAGCAGAGGGCAAGAAUGUUGCAGGACCAGUUUAGUGUCAGCAUUAAUCAUGUUCACGCACUUGCAAUUCUUGUCUCUACAUUCCAUUUUUACAAGAACCCCUCAGCAAUUGAUCAGGAAACUUUUGCUGAAUACACAGCUAGAACUGCUUUUGAGAGACCACUAUUGAGUGGUGUGGCGUACGCGCAGAGGAUUCUUCUCUCGGAGAGGGAGGAAUUCGAGAGGCAGCACGGCUGGACCAUUAGGACAAUGGAGAAAGAGCCUUCGCCUGUUAGAGACGAGUAUGCUCCCGUGAUAUUCUCGCAAGAAACCUUGUCCUACCUUGGCUCACUUGAUGUGAUGUCAGGAGAGGAGGAUCGUGAGAACAUACUGAGGGCCCGGGCUACUGGUAAAGCGGUUCUUACUAACCCAUUCAGGUUGCUCAACUCUCAUUUAGGGGUGGUUUUGACUUUUCCGGUUUACAAAUUCAAGUUGCCACCAAAUCCAACCGUGGAAGAGAGAAUUGAAGCAACAGCAGGGUACCUUGGUGGAGCCUUUGAUGUUGAAUCCCUUGUCGAAAAUCUACUUGGCCAACUUGCAGGGAACCAGGCUAUAGUCGUCAAUGUAUAUGAUAUUACCAACUCAUCUGACCCGUUGAUCAUGUACGGACACAACUCUCAAGAUGGUGACAUGUCAGUUAAGCAUGUGAGCAAGCUCGAUUUUGGCGACCCUUUUCGUAAGCACGAGAUGAUUUGCCGGUAUCUCACUGAGGCUCCCACAUCAUGGCAUGCACUUCAAACAGCAGCCCUCGUCUUUAUAAUUGGCUUCCUGAUUGGAUAUAUGGCGUAUAGUGCUGUAAGCCACAUUGUUAAAGUCGAAGAUGAUUUCAAUAAGAUGCAGGAACUUAAAGUUCAAGCCGAAGCUGCUGAUGUGGCCAAAUCUCAGUUUUUAGCCACUGUCUCUCACGAAAUAAGAACUCCGAUGAAUGGGAUCCUAGGGAUGCUACAACUGCUGCUAGAUACAGAACUUAGUUCAACACAAAGGGACUUUGCUCAAACAGCUCAGGGCUGUGGUGAAGCACUUAUAACCUUGAUAAAUGAGGUGCUUGACCGUGCAAAGAUUGAAGCUGGAAAGCUAGAGCUCGAGGCUGUCCCGUUUGACCUUAGGUCGAUUGUUGAUGAUGUUCUUUCCUUGUUUUCCGAAAAAUCUAGGCAAAAGGGCAUUGAGUUGGCUGUAUUUGUCUCAGAUAAAGUGCCCGAGAUUGUCGUGGGUGAUCCAGGAAGAUUCAGGCAGGUCAUCAUCAAUCUUGUUGGAAAUUCAGUGAAAUUCACUGAGGAAGGACACAUAUUCGUCCAAGUCCACUUAGCUGAGCAAUGCAAACCCACAAAAGUUGCGAAAAUCGAAACCUACUCCAAUGGGGAAUCCGAAGCCACACCAAAAUCUCAAUCCUGGUUGUUUAACACACUUAGUGGGAAACAAGUGGCGGAGGACCGGAGCAGCUUGGACGAGGAAUUCCUAUACGACCCCACAAAAAAUGAGGUUGUGGGGUUGAGAGUAAGCGUGGAGGACACGGGAAUCGGCAUACCCGAGCAGGCUCAGAAACGGGUGUUCACACCUUUCAUGCAGGCAGACAGCUCGACUUCUAGAAACUAUGGGGGCACGGGCAUCGGGUUGAGCAUAAGCAAGUGCCUGGUGGAGCUGAUGGGUGGGCAGAUGAGCUUCACGAGCCGCCCUCAGGUUGGAAGCACCUUCUCGUUCACGGUGGAGUUCCAGAGGAGUGAGAGAAGUGAAGUUAUUUGUUUGAGUAAGUCGAUUUCGGAUGAAGUCAAUGUUGCGUUGAAGGGGCUGAGAGCUGUUGUGAUUGAUGGGAAGCCGGUUAGGGCGGCUGUUACUAUGUACCAUCUGAGGAGGCUCGGGAUUCAGUCGGAGGCUGUCAGUAGCAUCAGGGUGGGUCUUUCUUUGUAUGCGAAGCACGGGUCCCUUAACGAUGAGAAGGUGCCGGACAUGUUUAUAAUAGAAAAGGACGCAUGGAUUUCCUCCGAGGAAGAAGACGGGCCCAUGCAGCUUUCAUCAAGACAAAAUGGGUGCAAGUACAAACUGCCGAAAAUUAUCCUCCUCGCGACCAACAUCACGCCUACUGAGUCUAACCGGGCUAAGGCUGCUGGGUUUGCUGACACGGUGAUUAUGAAACCCCUGCGGUCAAGCAUGGUGGCCGCGUGUCUGCAGCAGGUACUCGGGAUAGGCCGUAAAAUCCAAAACUCAUCCCCCAGAAGUGGAGCCAUAGCCAAGCCCAAGGGUCUGCUGUGGGGCAAGAAAAUACUGGUGGUGGAUGACAAUGUGGUGAACCGAAGAGUGGCAGCUGGGGCUCUCAACAAGUUUGGGGCUGAGGUGAGAUGUGUUGGGAGUGGGCAUGAGGCCCUCGCCUGCCUCCAGAUACCACACGAUUUUGAUGCAUGCUUCAUGGAUAUUCAGAUGCCCGAGAUGGACGGGUUUGAGGCAACUCGUCUCAUUAGGGAGAUGGAGAGCAAAGCAAAGAUGCACAAUAAUAAGAGCAAUCAAGAUUGGCAUAUGCCUAUUCUGGCAAUGACUGCUGAUGUCAUACACGCCACUCUGGACGAGUGCCUUAAGUAUGGCAUGGAUGGGUACGUAUCCAAACCUUUCCAAGAGAAAAGCCUCUAUCAGGCUGUCGCUAAGUUCUUCGACUCCAACCCCAACCCCACCAUCUCAUAG
Messenger RNA from Striga hermonthica, 2925 nucleotides. NCBI's taxonomy places the organism in Eukaryota, Viridiplantae, Streptophyta, Magnoliopsida, Lamiales, Orobanchaceae. The record is from the annotation of a GenBank genome assembly.